AGCAUCUGUCCAAAGUCCUUAAUAUUGUCUAGAUCUUGUGCAGCAAGUGCCACAACCAGGCUAGUUGAGCAGAAUUUACGCAAUGAAGCGGCUCAGGGAAUAAAUGGAAGUGUGCCAGUCAAACAGUCCCCACGUUCAGCUUCAAAUCCAAAGCCACAAGUGCCUCCAAAGCCAAUUCAUCUACAGAAGGUGUCACCUGUUACAUACCAAACCCCUAGGCAUAAAGCUUUAUCAAAUCAGAAAUCAAGAAUGGAGGAAGAGACACCCACCCCUGUUUCUACUGUUGCAAAGGAGAAGUCCAGUAAAGUGUCAGAUCUCAUCAAUCGUUUUGAGGGAAGCAGCUCAUUAAAUCCUAGUGAUUUGAAGAAAGAUUCCUCUGUUCUCCACAUUUCUAAAUCUCAAGGAAGAUAUGGAUCAACACCAUCACCUCAGCCAAAACUCCCAUCCCAGCACCCACUACAAAAACAGGGAAACAGUAAUACCGACAAAACUCAGGUUGCACAAUUACACACAGCCAAUGGAGUAGUAGCACAAAACCAGAUGGAAGAUGAGGACAGGAGAUUACCACAUUGUGGCUCUGCUAUGUCCACCUUGGUUCUGGAUAAUGCCAUCAACAGCAGCUUGAUAAAUGGGGAAAGAGAAAGUACUUCCAGAGAGUCAUUGCAAAGUAUGACUUCUUGUGAAGGACAGGUGCUUAACAGUUGCUACAGGACGCCAAGCAGCGAUACGCUUCUCCCAUCUGAUAAUGAAGCUCUAGAAAUUAAUACCAAUGUGGAAGAAGAACCAACUGAGGAAAUCAGUAAGCAAGAUCUACCUGUAGAAACAAAGGAGACAGAUGAACAGAAACGUCACAAAAUUGCCAGUGAACUUCUGCAAACAGAAAAAGCCUACGUUAGCAGACUUGACCUCCUAGAUGGGGUAUUCUAUUCCAGACUCCUUGAGGAAGCCAACAGAGGUUCAUUUCCAGCUGAAGUGAUAAACAAAAUAUUUUCAAACAUUUCAUCGAUAAAUGCCUUCCACAGUAAAUUCUUACUUCCAGAACUUGAGAAAAGAAUGCAAGAAUGGACUACCACCCCCAGAAUUGGAGAUAUUCUGCAAAAGUUAGCUCCUUUCCUCAAGAUGUACGGAGAGUAUGUGAAGAAUUUUGAUAAUGCCAUGGAAUUGGUGAAAACGUGGACUGAACGGUCACCUCAAUUCAAAUUUAUUAUUCAAGACAUUCAGAAGGAAAAAGUGUGUGGAAAUUUGACAUUGCAACAUCACAUGCUAGAACCAGUACAACGCAUUCCACGCUACGAGAUGCUUCUAAAGGACUACCUAAGGAAAUUGCCUCAGGAUUCUCUAGACUGGAAAGAUGCUGAAAAAUCGCUGGAAAUUAUAUCCACUGCAGCAAGUCACUCCAAUAGUGCAAUAAGAAAAAUGGAGAAUCUAAAGAAAUUGUUAGAGAUAUAUGAGAUGCUGGGAGAAGAGGAAGACAUUGUGAACCCUUCAAAUGAACUGAUAAAAGAAGGACAGAUCCUUAAACUCGCUGCUCGCAAUACGUCUGCUCAAGAACGGUAUCUUUUCCUAUUUAACAAUAUGUUGCUCUACUGCGUGCCUAAAUUCAGCUUGGUUGGAUCAAAGUUCUCAGUUCGAAACAGAGUUGGCAUAGAUGGUAUGAAGAUUAUAGAAACUCAUAAUGAAGAAUAUCCACACACUUUUCAAGUGUCUGGAAAAGAGCGAACACUGGAGUUGCAGGCAAGUUCUGAACAAGAUAAGGAAGAAUGGAUAAAGGCGCUUCAGAAUACUAUAGAAGCUUUUCAGCAGAGGAAUGAAACUUUCAGAAAUGCUAUUGCUAAAGAAUAUGAAGAUAUGCCUGUUGAGGUUUCUAACGCUGAGCUUGGGAAGAGAGCACCAAGGUGGAUACGAGACAACGAAGUAACCAUGUGCAUGAAAUGCAAGGAGCCCUUUAAUGCACUGACAAGGAGAAGGCAUCACUGCCGAGCAUGUGGACAUGUUGUUUGCUGGAAAUGUUCUGAUUAUAAGGCACAUCUCGAAUAUGAUGGUAAUAAAUUGAACAAAGUCUGUAAGGACUGCUAUCAUGUUAUAAUUGGUUGUACAGACAGUGAAGAAAAGAAGAGGAAAGGCAUAUUGGAG
Messenger RNA from Mesitornis unicolor (brown roatelo), 2133 nucleotides. RefSeq names its product FYVE, RhoGEF and PH domain containing 4 (gene FGD4). Gene Ontology annotation, biological process: filopodium assembly; cytoskeleton organization. The transcript has 14 exons. The annotation marks the transcript as partial. Lineage: Eukaryota; Metazoa; Chordata; Aves; Mesitornithiformes; Mesitornithidae. Gene Ontology annotation, cellular component: cytoplasm. Gene Ontology annotation, molecular function: guanyl-nucleotide exchange factor activity; zinc ion binding. The record is from RefSeq and is a predicted model, not a curated record.